Messenger RNA from Didymodactylos carnosus, 5671 nucleotides. The record is from the annotation of a GenBank genome assembly. NCBI's taxonomy places the organism in Eukaryota, Metazoa, Rotifera, Eurotatoria, Philodinida, Philodinidae.
AGUGUUUGUUUUUCAAAAAAAAUUCAAAUUUGAUGGAGAAAAUGCAAUUUUAAAUACCAACACGCCUAUUCCGCUAGUAAUUUUGUAACUUGGUUUUCUCCACUUUGGAAGCAGCUAGAACAAAAAAAUUUUCACUGUUAAAUAGGGCAUUGUUUACACUAUAUAUACCGCUAUUCAAAACAGAAAAUUUCGUACCUACGAUUUUUUCAGAAAAUGCCGCCUAAAUGCCCACUGUGUCAAGGACCGUACGAGAACAUAUGAAAUAUCGUUGUAUGUUCUUACAACUUUACGCCCCAGUUGAGCACAAAAUAAAGUACAUGUGUUAGAAACGUGACUAAACACGAUCCUUGGUCGUUUGAAUGUACCAAUGCUAGAAAAUAUCAAUAAAGAAAAAAAUAGGAGAGAUAAGAAGGAAUAAUAGCAAAAAGCAGUCGUAUCAGCUUGGAUGUUCAGAUGAAUUUCUCAUAAGAUCUUAUGAACUCUUAUAUAGUCUUGUGUCCUAUACAAAAGAUGAUUUUGAGAUUAUGCAUAUAUGACGGGAUUGGUAAGGCGAGAAGUGUGAAUCCACCAAAAAAAGGAGUUUCAAUUUAAUAAAAAAACUUUCUCGAUGAAAUCGCGUAACGUGUUCCCUUUAAGACUUGUGAAAUAAGACAGGCUUUUGCGCAGUCGCGUUUUUGUUGUGCUUGUAUGAAAGGUGCUCUCGAAUGUAUUACCGCGAUCACUAUUUUCUAGUGAUUUUCGUCCACUACUAAUAAAUGAGUCGCACUCUUCUUAUCUCAAACUCGCGAUUCGACUAUGCAAGAUUUAUGACGUGAUCGCUUAUCCUCACUCCCACUCUUAUCCAAUUCUUUCUCUUAUAAUUUAUGUAAUAAAACUUUUAUAAUUUUUCUUUCCAAGUAAAUGAAUAUCAAGGUUAACAUUUGACGAUCUAACUAAAACGAAUAAUUACUGAGACGUAAUAAAGCGUUGAAAAUUUUUCAAAAGCCGUUAGAAACUACAUACUAUGAGUCAAGCAAAACAAAGCAGUAUAUGAGAUUUGCCACGAGAGCUCUGUUCAAUAGCGCGAGCGCGGCUGGUCGAAAAAACCGCCGGAUGGUUUUGAAACUUAUUUGAAAAUUUUGAAAAAUUGUCGUUUUGUGAGUCAUAGUUUAGGGCGAUCGAUGUAAGAAAAAUUGUCGCCUCAAUCGCGAAUUAGAAAUUUGCCUGAAAAAUAAGAGUUCGACCAAGAAACUUGAUUUGGACAGUUUUUCGGUGUUGGGUCAGUUUAGUGAAUAGAGCUAUCCUUAAUUUUAACCAUGUUUAAAAUGUGAUUAUACAAAUCGCGAUUAAUAUUAAUCAUGAUGAACUCCUGUAAAGAUUACGCACUGCAUUAAUGGUUUCGAAAGAAAGGAGAUUGCUUUGUCGGAAAUCUCACUUACUACUGUCAAUAUAUAUAUUCCACAUUCUGUUUUGCCUCGUAUCUUUUUGAGAAACAACAUUAAAAACUAUUGUUUUGAGAUGAGUAUUCUGGCCCAUGCGGAAAGAAUCUACUGCCCGUUCUAGUCAAUAAUUCAAAGAAAUCCAUGAGGAAUCGCUUUCAGGACUUUCGGAGGAAUUUUAUGUGCCCCUGCGGUAGCUUUCGUGAAAAAUAGAUAAUUGAGUGUUUGAGAUCCACCUACUGUUAUUAUUAAGUUAAAAAGAGAAAUUUAAUACAUGCCAUUAUGUUAAUAGCCUUUAGCAGUCAUCAAUCAAUAUGCUGAUGGUAACUCAUUAAGGAAAAAGUUUAGCAAAUUUUUUUGAAAAAUUAGCAUUUCUGAUAUAACAUAUAAGGUGACCGAACGAACUGGUAAGAAAAAGUGGCAAGAAUCUCCUUUGAAGUUCCAUAAAAAACAGUAAUCCCUAGAAAGCGUUUGAGGAGCUAUGGUAUUUCAUUAGGUAUGAGAUGCCGAUAAGGCUAAGCAAUAUGAACCAAUAUAAGAGUCUAAAAUAUUGCACUCCACUCCUCAUUCCUUCUGGAAACUUUAUUACACCCGAUUUAUUUGUGGCAACUUUAAAGUACUAGUACGAAAAGAAGACUUUUCGCAAAUUAAUCGAGAACAGUCCAUCACUUUUGCAUAGUUUGUCACUGUAGAAUGUAACUUUUGAUCAAUUAGACCCUUUUCUCAGUUUUAUAUAAGGCUUGUCAAAAUCAUGAUUGGCCAUCUGUAUGGUGAUCUUUAAUCACUGUCGAUUAUCGUUAAUCAUAAUUAAAAUUAGUCGCGUCCAUACCCUUAAUCAUAAUUAACGCUUCUGGAUGUGUAUAGUGUAUGAGUGAAUAGAAGAGACACGUCCGCUCAAGACGAUGACAGAAGAGGAAAUGAAAAAGAAUAAUUUUUUGGAAUACAAAUGUCACGUAAUAAUAAUCUCUGGGGAGUAAACAAGAAUUCUAACUAAUCACUAGACAUUACAUCUUUAACAUAUCUAUAAGAGUCGUGAGUGGCUGUGUUCUGUUCGAUGUUAAAUUUUUUAUUAUACUUUAAAAAUUCAAUACAGUAAGAUAGAUAGAAAAGAGAAUCCCUGACAUAAACCAGUGAGUAAAAUUGACAGACUCAGAUUGUCUUCUCUUUCUUCAUCAGUGUAAUCAACGUUAUUUAUAUCGACUAUUGUAGACGAAUCAUAUUUUCUAGCACCAUCUUAGAUCUAACUUUUCAAUUGAUCUGAUCCAUUCGAUACUUCAGCCUCGUCUAACAUAAUAAUAAAAAAUUGAAAACUAUUAUACAGAAAUUGAUAUCUGCUCUAUGAUUUUAUUACAAAUCUCUUCCUGAGUCUGUGUAAGAUCAUAUUUUAUUUGUCGUGUAUUCUUUCUUUAGGUUGUCGAUACGAUUUAGACGUGUGUAAUGUUUACGAACAAUGUUUUGACGAUAGUUUAUUUGGACAAUGUUUAAGUGGUAUCGAUGAAGGACAAAAUACAAAUCUGCUACCAUUCGGAAACAUUCUAAGUGAUGAUAAAUUAAUUGCACUUGAUAUUACAUUUGAUUUUCUCAAACGUUAUCAGUUGAAUUGGAAAGAUUAUGUCACACAAUGUAUUCUAAUUCGAAUAUUGAAAAAUCAAGAUAUUCUUGACAAGAAUACAUUAGAUGAAUUUUAUGUUCAAUGUAUAAAUGAAGAUGAAACACUGGACACUAUUGUCUCGAAUAACGAAAACAACGACGAUAAUGUUUUAUAUCUCCCGGUAUCGAUAUCAAACAAAUAUGAGAAUAAUCAUCGUCGGUAUGUUGAAACUGAUAAUGAUCGACCACGUGAUGUUGAAUUAAACGAAUAUGAUAUAGAGCCGUGGCAAGAUAAUAGAAAAAAUCUACGAAAAAAAAUAUAUUCUGGUUUAGAAAUAUACUAUGGAAUGUGGCGUGAUCCUUAUAUCACCAAUCAAGCAUCUUCAGCCAAUUUUAUGAUUGAAACAUUACCGUAUCCAUCUUUAGAAUAUAAGAAUCGUAAACACAAAGUUAAUUUUCAAGAUGCAAUCUACAUGGACGACCCUGUAUCUGUUGAAGAACUUUACCGUUCUGAACCAAUUGCUGAUCAGUCAAUUAUGAGCGAAAAUCCACGAAAAAUAUCACUUGAAAUGAAAGAGAAACAUCCUGGCCUUAUUGUAACGUUACAAGUAAACAAUAACAGACAACAAUUUCCAGGAAACAUAAUUAGUCAAGAAACAAUGAUUGACAAAAAUGGUACAAGUGUUAAAGAACAGAGUGUGAACAAAACAAAUACGGACAAUAAUCGAUAUUAUAAAGUUGAAACAGAUAAAGGAUAUAUCGCUAUCAAUAGAGAAUUCAAAGAUCAAGUAGAAGGUUCAAAGUUAUUAGCUUUGAUUGCUCAAACCGAUGGAUGGCCACUAUCGAUGUUCAACGAAGUGAACGUUGAUCGAGAUGUUGUGACAUUUCAUUUAUUAGACAAUCCGUUUCGAGUAAACGCAACAAAUGUCGCCAGUUCAGCAUUUAGCAUACAAAAAGAUAUUGAAAGACAAUUGGGUGUACAUGUCGUUGAUGCUGGAAUCGGAGCUAGUCGAGGUCGUCAAUUACCCAUCGAACGUGAAAAUGGAUCAAAAAUUGUUUCAGUUACGAUUGUCAUUUGUCUAUUGGUGGCAUUUACGAUGGCAGCAAUUGGAAUAUUAUUUUUUAUUAAACGAAAUGUUCGAAUACGAGAUAAAUUGGCUGAAAUUACACAUAUCAAAGGUUUUUCAACGAAAGAUUAUCAAGAUUUAUGUCGUCAACGAAUGCAAAAUCAACCGCAAGCAAAAAUGCCUGACAUUCACAAUAUUUCAUCACAAACCAAUACAUCACAGACAAAUACUACAAGUGUAAAUAUUAAAAGUAAUAGUGAAGGAUCAUCGAAUCGAAGUUCGACAUCAUCAUGGAGUGAAGAACCACUUCCAACAACUAAUAUGGAUAUAAUGACUGGCCAUCUUAUCUUGAGCUAUAUGGAAGAUCAUCUUCAAAAUCGUAAUCGUUUGGAAGCUGAAUGGCAAGAAUUAUGUAAUUAUGAGAAUGAUCAAGGAACAUUUAUAACUGCAUUAUCAGACAUGAACACAAAUAAAAAUCGUUACAUUGACAUAUUGCCAUAUGAUCAUUCAAGAGUUUUAUUAACAAAUAAUUUAGAUAAAGAAAAUAACGAUUACAUAAAUGCAAGUCCAAUUACUGAUUCGGAUCCAAAAUGCAAAUAUAUAGCUACUCAAGGUCCUUUACCGCAUACAACAAAUGCAUUCUGGCAAAUGGUUUGGGAAAAUGGAAGUUCGGUUAUUGUAGCAUUAACACGACCUAUUGAAGAUGGUGUUACAAUGAGUCAUCAUUAUUGGCCAGUAGCUGGAAGUGAAAGAUUUACAGAUUUUGAAGUUAAUCUUGUAUCAGAACAUAUUUGGUGUGAUGAUUAUCUUGUUCGAAGUUUUUAUCUUAAAAAUGUUCAAACAAUGGAUACACGUACAGUUACACAAUUUCAUUUUCUAACAUGGUCAGAAUUAGGCACACCACCAUCAGCAAAAUCAUUACUCGAUUUUAGAAGGUAAGCAUCAGAUGUUUUUUCAAUGAUCUGUUUUCCAAGCAAAAAUCUAGAUACAUCUGUAUGUGCAACUAGCAAUCGAACGAUACAUCGAUAGUUGAAAACUGAGAAGAUACAUCUAGGAAUCGCCCGUCUACUAGAUAUCUACUGUCAUUAUCAAAGAACUGUAACCGAGUAAAAAUUUAGUUAUCUAAUUGAAUUUAUUUAGUAUUUGGAAUUGAUUAGACAUUAAUUAUGAAAUAGAUAUAGCACAAUUAUAAAUUUGAACUAAAUUAUAAAGACUAGUAGCAUAUGGUUUUUUUAUAUUGAUCAUGUCUAAAAUUGUUUACUGAUAAAAUGAAAAAAGUGCGAGAACAAUAUAAUUUCAAUAAGAAUAGGUUAUUUUGAAUUAGAUAUACAAGUCUAUACUUCUCCCGUCUCAACAGUUCAUUCUAGAUUCUAUAGAAAAUAAUGAAAGAAAAUUGAGUGCGUGCGCACAUAUCAAUGUUCAAAUUAUUUUUGGAAAAAUGAGUUAUUAUUCUGCAAGCUAUUUUUUUUGAAUCGAAAAAAAAAAAAAAAAAAAAAAAAAAAUUUUUUUUUUAUAAUUUUUUUUUUUGUUUUUUUUUUUUUUUUUUUUUUUUUAAAAUUUUUAAAAAAAUUAUAAAUUAUGAUGUGUUUUUUUUUG